AUGCAAUCGUUACGUUCUUUACUCAGGCCCCUUUCUGAAGAAAAGGUUGAAAAAGUCACUCUCCCAGUGAAGUUGGACACCGUUUUCAGCUUCAAAAACUUGGGCUCAGACUAUCAAAAGGUGUUGGCAGAAAUGGAAAGGUUACUGGACACUAAUGCAUACACAUUUCUGGCCAAUUGCUACAAGAUAAACGAUGAAUAUCACCAGGUGAAUGAGCUUCAGCUUAUCAGUUCUGAUCUCAAUACCCCUGAACGAAAGGUACACCUAGAGAAUGCCCGUUUGGCCAAUGGCGUCACCGCAUUUGGAUCGGGCCCGGAUCCUACUAUUCCCAAGGUUCUAUUUGAGGUUUGUCGGACAUAUAUCACUCACGAUUGGUCCAGUCAUGAGUUGCCAAUGCCAACCGUGGCUACUUGCUUUUUAACAAGUGGAGUCAAAAAACAACAUUUUCCUGGUCCCAAAUUUCCCAUGUCUCAUCGUCUCGCGGGGUUCGGCUCUGAAAUGAACAUGGAGUCAGUGAGUGCGAUUGACGAGGAUAUGCCAAUCAAGCUUCGGGCGGAAUUUAUGCCUUUUCCUCACUUUAGACAAGAUUUGUGUCAUCGUAUCGUGCUUCCUGGUAUGUGUGUAUCCGACUUUUUAUCCUUGGACUUUCGAGCUACGGGAUUGGUCGACGACAGGCUCGAGGAGCCGUUUAUUAUAACUGAAGUUCGGAUCGAGUUACAGGAGUUCACGAGCACACAUAAUCAUGAGGCGGCUUUCCAAGAUGUCCGGACAAAAACGCUUCUCGAGAGUAAGCCGUUUGAGUCAAUCAUGCUUUCAAAAAGGCCGCUGAGAAUUCUGGCAAAGAUGUACUCCUGUGAAUUACCUAUGGUAGGUCCGACCUUCUUCGCAAAUGAUCUCACUAGAAGCUACGGCUUGAAAGCAACUUUUAAGCUCAGCCACGAUAAAAUUGGAAAAGUCACUUCUACGGUAUUUGUCGAAUUGAACAUGGCUCAAGAGAAAUCUGAACGCAGAAGAGAUGAGGAUUUUGAUUAUUUGCGAUUUUCUCAAGCUAAGGAAUGGGCAUUGGCGACAAUGGUGAGACCCGGAAUGGAACUAUCUGAAUUCAUGGAUUUCAGCUUCAUUGUUCCUCAAAGUUAUGACGAAGCGAGUCAUGAUAUGCCGAUGGACGAUAUGAAAAUCGUGAUAGAAGAGAUUGAGAUCACGCUCGUUGAGGAAAUGCGCUCAUUCAAGAGAGAUAGGAAGUUUCUGUUGUUCAAGAAAAGUGACCACUUUCCUUCGAUUCAGUGGGGAGAUUUCGAGGAUGUUAUCGACGGCAGUACAAGUGCUCGAAGUCUUCGACUACCUCGAGAAAUUCUUGAGGGUGAAGUUCCUCUUGAGAUAGAAACUUCGCUUGAUCAUUCGGAAUAUGAGUCCCCAAGGGCACAUACGUUGCACUCUCGUGUAAAAGUACGUACAGGUGUGAAAAUUCACACUCUCAAGUGGAGUCACUGGCUCUAUGUUGUUUGA
Candidozyma duobushaemuli is the source of this 1506-nucleotide messenger RNA. RefSeq lists its product as uncharacterized. Lineage: Eukaryota; Fungi; Ascomycota; Pichiomycetes; Serinales; Metschnikowiaceae. The coding region runs from base 1 to 1506 and encodes 501 amino acids. The record is from RefSeq and is a predicted model, not a curated record. The transcript is spliced from 2 exons.